This is a messenger RNA of Scomber japonicus (chub mackerel), 774 nucleotides long. RefSeq names its product DAN domain family, member 5 (gene dand5). NCBI's taxonomy places the organism in Eukaryota, Metazoa, Chordata, Actinopteri, Scombriformes, Scombridae. The record is from RefSeq and is a predicted model, not a curated record. Bases 1 to 774 code for a protein of 257 amino acids. The transcript has 2 exons. Gene Ontology annotation, biological process: determination of heart left/right asymmetry.
AUGGCUUUCCUCAUCAGUUUCGUCUUUUUGUCGAGUUGGACAACUAUAGCGUUUACAUUUCCUCACAACACUUUUGACAAUAUUCUGCGACGGUCACAGAUUGAAUUUGAAUCAUCUGGCAGUGGACCCGAUGAACCGGUCCAGGGAAUAGUCAAAGUUUUGCAGCUGGACUCUCGUGCUUUAUCCCAGUCAGGGCUCUUCAGACAGGGAUUGAUCCCCAGAAGAGCCCCCUCCCUUCGCUCCAGAUUGUCCUUCCCUGCCUUCCUGUCUCAAGGGCGUCCAGGUCCGGCCUUCAAUGCCCCUGCAAGUCCACUACACCACCUGCACCCUAAAAACCCCACUGAGAUGGAACUAAAGAAGAGACAAGGCCUGCAGAUGUGGCAGAGAGCCAUAGAUAAAGGAGACAAGAUGACCAUGUCCCUGCCAGUCAACCUGAAGGACACUAAACAGAUGUGUACUGCAGUACCUUUCACUCAGCGUGUGACAGCAGAUGGAUGCAACACAGUAACAGUGCACAACAAGCUGUGUUUCGGCCAGUGCAGCUCCCUGUUCGUCCCAUCUGAGGGGGAGUUUGUUGAACUGGGUGCCGGGGUGGGGUUGCACCGCCGGGCUCCCUGCUCCCGCUGUGCCCCAUCCAAAACUUACACUGUGGCUGUUCCCCUGCGCUGUGGAGAUGAGGUCCGACAGAAGCGAGUGAUGAUGGUGGAGGAGUGCAAGUGUGAGACAGGGCGUGAGGAGAGGAAUGCUGAGGCCGCACCUUCCCCACACCUGUAA